Molecule: messenger RNA, 801 nt
Organism: Dentiscutata erythropus
Lineage: Eukaryota; Fungi; Glomeromycota; Glomeromycetes; Diversisporales; Gigasporaceae
Source: the annotation of a GenBank genome assembly
GAAUGUGCUUCUGGUAGAACACUUUGUGGUGAAAUGCAAAAUAAGCAAAAAAAUUUGGAAAGAGAUAUUUAUAUUGCUAUUAAUAAGGAUGUUCAAGGUAUACCCUCUCACAAUCAGACAUUCAAAUCUAUAGCCUAUGCAGAUGAUCUUACAAUAGGAGUUGGGAGCUCAUCAGACUGGCUAGAGAUACAUAAACUGUUUGACCUAUACGAGAGAGCCUCAAGUGCAAGAAUUAACAACCAGAAAACACAAAUUGUUCCACAAAUGAUAAUGGCGAGAAGAGCAAACCUCCCGGACGUAAUUGAUUUUAAGGCAGCCAAAGAAGGACUUAUAGCCAUCCACGAUUACCAAACUCAAAGACAUGCUCUCCAAACUCACGGCAAGAAAUUUUUCUUUCAAAGAAAGGAUUUUAAUCGCAAAAUCACUAAUACUUUCUUGCAUCUAGUACACAGCCUAUAUUCUCUCUCUAAGCAAAAAACAACUGCAGCACUAUCUGAACAACAUCAUGAAAUAGAUAAGCCUCUUGAUGAAUAUGAUUACAAUAAUGAAGCAGAGUUAGUUGCCUGUUCUAGCUAUUUACUUCUGGAUCAAUAUGUCAAUGAUAUUGAGAAUGUCAACGAUAUUGAAGGUGUCAACAAUAUUGAGAAUGUCAAUGAUAUUGAAAGUGUCAACAAUAUUGAAGGUGUCAACGAUAUUGAAGGUGAUGAUAUUGAAGAUGAUGAAAGUGGUGAUAGUGAACUAGAUGAUCAAAGUGAUCAAGAAGAAGACAAUGAAUUAGAUGAUGCUUACUCUAAUGAUUAA